UCUAUUUGUCUCUUUAUGACUCUUUCAGAUGUUGCUCACACUCAAGGUCCGCUUGAUGGAAGUCUUUAUGCUCGAGUCUGCAAGAAAGACUCCUUGGAGGGAGUUGUUACCAUCAAUGGCCUCCCAGCUCGUGAAAACCCCCUGAAGAAUCCAGAGAAUUCAUUACAGCAGAGCAACCAUCCACUUCAAACAAGUGAGCAGACACUUCCUGUGACAGGCCACACCUCUCUCCCAGCUGUAGACCAUACUCUGUCCGUGAGCAGUGACUCAGGCAACUCAACUGCAUCCAUCAAGACUGAUCGUACCGAUGAGCACAGCCAGUCCUUGCAGAUUGCCGCAAGUCAAAACAACCCAACAGCUCACCCACCGCUAAGCCCACAAGAAAAAAGAGAGCUCGACCAACUUCUGAGUGGCCUAGAGGCACCAACUCAGCGGCAGGCCUAUUUGUCCACAUCUACCAGUCCAGGAGGAGGUGUGAGACACCUGGUCCCAGCACAGGUGCACGUCAACGGUGGCCACACUAGGCUUCUUGCGGUACCUUCAACAGAGGAACGGGAAACGGAUAUUCUUGACGAAGAGCUGCCUAAUAGCCAAGAGGGCAACAGUGUGGACAGCCUGGGUACCCUCUCAUCCUUAGAGGGUCAGGCAACACCAGGUAGCCUCUACUACCAAUCGCAAACGCCUGUCAGUGUCCAGAACGACGGCCCGUAUCUUGAGAGGAACGUUCUUGGGGAAAAGCUGAACGAAAUGCCUGUGCAUGGAGUACGCACACCUACAGCAUUACAAGAGAGGGCUGUAGACUCACCAUCGCCCCAGGGGGGAUACAGCAACUACCAAAAUGGAGGAGGGAUGUACCGCUCACAGUCCUUUGGGAACCAGCCAGCCAGUAGCCCUGAAAACAACUCUAAGCUGAUGCCCAGGGCCCCUGAGAGGAGUACCAGCAGUCGAGAGGCUGUUCAAAGAGGUCUCAACCACUGGCACCAGCAUAGUCUUCCAGAUGAUCCUUUUGGGCCUCCUCUUCAGUCAACCCACAGCCUGCCCCACUUCCCAACCCCAGCCUCACAACAAGACAUCGAGCAGUCCAUCGAGGCACUAAACAUGCUAAUGCUCGAUCUAGACCCAAUCAACUCGCACAUGUCUAAGUCCCACAGUGCGCCAUCUGGGGAUACAAGCAUCAGUUCAUCCCAGAUAGCAUUCUCUCAGACCCUGGCCAGGCCUUCCUACCAAGGGGACUCUGCUAUCCAUGGCUACCACAACUCUGGGUCAGUAAAUAACACCCAUUAUCCUCCCCAGCGAUCAGUAGGGAGGGUGCCAACAAUGCCAAACCAGAGUCCAGUUAUGGAUUCUUCAGUGCAGUCUUCUCAGAGGUCCAACAGUGGCUACCAACACCAGAGCACUACCCCGACACACACUCCUGAACCCUACCUCCACACACACCAAUCACCCCACCACUACACCACUGAUUCUUCUUCUAACCUCAACCAACAGAAGCCAAUAAACUCAUAUGCAGGAGUUUCACACUCCCCGGACCUGCAGGGUCCGUCUCCGUAUCCAGGCUACAGCACCUCUUCUUCUCCACUUCCUGCUCUUACCCCGCAGCCUAAGGACAUGUCUCCUUCACCUUUGCCCAGAGAGCAAGAUGCAGAGGAGGAGACACUAAACUUGGAAGGCCUAGUUGCACAUCGUAUUGCUGAGUACAACGCUCGUAUUCGGGGCAUCAGUGAAAGCAUGACACCUCAACAAUCUGACCGCCACCGCUCCUAUUCCUUCUCUGGAGUUCGUACAAGAGGGAUGACUCCAGAGGUGACGCAGGAGACAGGUAGACGUCGGACCACAAGCGAGGGGCAGUAUCAAAGCAGCCAUGAUAGCAUGUCGACGGGGCAUUCGCCAGACUUUGCCAACAAUCUGUCCCUUAACCCAGGAGGAAGACCCAGAGAGGUACGUUCAAAAGGUUUUCGGUAAUUUGACUUUCCUGUUUCUUGUUUUAAUUUAUUUUAUUUUGUCACAAUAUCCACAAAGAAAAAUGUCACAAUUUUU
This is a messenger RNA of Austrofundulus limnaeus, 2037 nucleotides long. Its product is annotated as tensin-1. The transcript is spliced from 3 exons. Lineage: Eukaryota; Metazoa; Chordata; Actinopteri; Cyprinodontiformes; Rivulidae. Bases 16 to 1962 code for a protein of 648 amino acids. Gene Ontology annotation, cellular component: focal adhesion. The record is from RefSeq and is a predicted model, not a curated record. Gene Ontology annotation, biological process: fibroblast migration.